AUCCAGCUAUGAAAACUGUCCAAUACAUUCAAAUCGAACGUUAUUGGUGGCGUCACAUCAAACCACCGUCUAGUGAUGUCCAACCGAUAAACACAAAACCCAUAUUUUGAUAUAUACAAAAAAAAGGAAAAGAAAAACCAAACACUGAGGAUCGAUUAAAUAUUCAUAAGAAUCGAGGCGACGCUUAAAAACAACAAACAAAUUUCAAAUUUCAUCGAUUCAGUGCCGAGAAAGUGAAUUAGCCAAACAAAACAACAAACAACAAUUUGUCGGUGUGCAGCUAGCAAAAAUGUCUACCAGCGUCCUGAAAACCGAAUUCGAUACCGUGGGCGAUGUGAUGGGACUACGACUUGGCCAUUUGUUGAUAGAAUUUUCCGAGAUGUGGUACCAUGUCUUUUUAUGGGCACUAUUUUCAUCCAUAUUCGUCCAUACAAUAGCAGCACUAUUUGCAUUCAUUACGUUAAGGAAACAUAAAUUUGGUAGAUUCUUUUCGAUACUCAUUCUGGUGAUGGGCGUUGUGUCGCCCGUGACUAGUGGCUUUUUAAGCAGUGCAACAAUUGCAUUCGUCCAUCGGAUGUCUAGUUUACAAAUGUCACCGGUUUAUGCAAUGGUAUGGGGUGUCGGUCAAACGGUGCUGUCGGCUAGUAUAGGUUUUACCAGAAUAUUGGCCACAUUGUAGUUAUUUAGUGAAUUUUAUGUAUGGAAUUCUAUUUGGAUAUAAAUAUGAUAAGUUUUCCGUUUGUUCUUCUGUAAAAUUAAUUUUCAUUUUGUCAUCUCUUUUGUAUUUAUGUACCACCAAUGGAAAUCGAAAGUAUCUAGAGAUUACAUCCUCCCACACCAAUAAAUUAUGAAAUUUUGUAUACAAACCAA
Messenger RNA from Bradysia coprophila, 870 nucleotides. Its product is annotated as transmembrane protein 170A. NCBI's taxonomy places the organism in Eukaryota, Metazoa, Arthropoda, Insecta, Diptera, Sciaridae. The record is from RefSeq and is a predicted model, not a curated record.